AUGUUUAACAGCACAUUGUAUCUUCCAGGACCAAAGUUACAAGGAUGAAAUUCUUCGCUAUAUUCGUUGCCCUGGUGGCGGCCGUGUCUGCGGACUUCAGCUCAUGGAGCCUGCACGAGCUCUCGGAGGCUAUCCAGAACCCGAACACGGAUCCUGCCAUCCUCCCGGCUCUGACACAGGCUCUGAACGAUCUGAUGGAUGCUAUCGUUGCUGAGAAACCCGUGGUCUCCCCUGUGGUCGUAGAGACCCCUACCGUCGUGGACCUCACUGGCUGGACCCUGAACGACCUCUCGGAGGCUCUUCAGAACCCUAACACCGACCCUGCCCUGAUCCCCCACUUGGAACACGCUCUGAACCAAAUGAUGGAGGCCAUCUUUGGUGGUGUUGAUAUGGAAGCCGUCGGUGUCCCCGCCCCUGCCAUGGAGAUCUCCCACUGGACCCUGCAGCAGCUCGACUCUGCCCUCAGCGACCCCGCCACCGACCCUGCUCUCAUCCCUUACCUCGAGCAUGCUCUUAACCAAAUGAUGGAUGCUCUUUUCUCUGGCCAGCAAAUGGAAGUGAUCAGCGUCGUCGCCCCCGUCGGUCUGGCCCCUGCUCCAGCCCUAGAAACCCCUGUGGUGCCCACUCCCGUGAUCGUCGCCCCUCCCCCUACCCCUGUAGAGACCCCUGUGACCCCCGUCCAAACCCCCGCUAGCCCUCUCGUCCAGAUCAUCGUGAACAUCAAGCAGCAGGAGGCCCCUGUUGUUUCUCCCGCUCCCGUUGUUAGUCCCACCCCUGUGGGUCUUCCCGCACCCGCCAUGGUUUCCACCGAAUGGACCCUGAACCAGCUCGACGCUGCUCUUAGCGACCCCAGCACUCACCCUGCGAUGAUCCCUUACCUCGAAAACGCUCUUAACGAGAUGAUGUGGGACCUUUUCAACGGCCAGCACAUGGAGUCCAUCACCGUGGUUGUCCCCGCUGUCCUGGUCAACGCUAUUGAGCCCAGAUCUUAAACAUCCAAUCCUGCAGACCCAUGUGGAACUUGCCACUGCCGACUCCAAACCAUUGUUAACAUCUGAAACUUGUUAGAUCAUUUUCUGGCUGUUUACACCAAUAAAUGACUUUAUAUUAUUAA
Messenger RNA from Helicoverpa armigera (cotton bollworm), 1114 nucleotides. RefSeq names its product BCL-6 corepressor-like protein 1. NCBI's taxonomy places the organism in Eukaryota, Metazoa, Arthropoda, Insecta, Lepidoptera, Noctuidae. The transcript is spliced from 6 exons. The coding region runs from base 45 to 992 and encodes 315 amino acids. The record is from RefSeq and is a predicted model, not a curated record.